AACAACACACAAAAAUGGCAGAAGUUACGUGAUUCUUUUAACACAUAUGUUUAGUGUGUAUACGUAACUGUUGUUUUAUUUUGUUCUUUUUUCCACCUGCGUAGGCAGUGUUGUGUCAGAUUCACGUGGGAAUACGUUCUUGAUAAGGCGAUGGUGGAAACAGAUCAACACACUUGUGACGUCUUUUAAUCAAAGGUAAAUAGGCAUGAUGUGUUUUGUCUUCGUUAAGCCUGUAUGAUAUCUGAUACGAGAGUAUUUGAUAGGAAACUGUUUCAGUGGCCUAGGGAGGUAUUUUAAAGCCAGUACACACUGUUUUAUUUGGACGAUUGAUGACGAUUGAACAAAAUCAAAACAAGAACAAAAACGCCUGCACCUGGUAUAAAAAUAAAUUGAACGCAAAUAAUCUACCUGUCUGCCCGUACUAGAAUGCUCCUAUGCCAUUGUGUUUUCAGAAAACAUUAAUUUGUACGUGUAAUAUUAUCAGCGAUCAAGGACAACAACAACAGCAACAACAAUAACACCAGCAGCAGCAGCUUCUGCAGCAUUAGCAGCAACAACAGCAGCAACAACAAUAUAAAACACCUGGCAAGGUGUGUGCCUAUAAUAACAUUAUCAGCGACCACCACCACAAUCACCACCACCACCACCACCACCACCACCACCAACAACAACAACAACACCACCAUCACCACCAACAACACCAACAAUAUAAAAAAAAACCUGGCAAGGUUUGUGCGUGUAAUAACAUUAUCAGUGAUCACCACCACCAACAUCAACAACAACAACGACGACGACAAAACAACAAUAAUAAUAACAACAGCAGCAGCAGCAUUAGCUGCAGCUGCAACAACAUCAAUUUAAAAACAAACAAAACAAAACAAAACAAAAUAGACAAAACUAGGCGACGUUUAAAACACCAACCAUUGCGGACCCGGCGAAUCACCCCACCCCGCGUCUCCCGUUUUUAACACGGGUCUGCAACGCCAUGGGGGCGUCUCCGCUGAUCAUCCUGAUCGUCAACGCUGGCGUUUUCGGGAUAUUCGCGUCGCUGCUCAUCGUCAUAUCAGCGUCGGUGGACAGCUGGCAGAAGUACAGCUUUAACGAGGGCACGCUCAAAGACAUCAACGACUCCAACCCCAACGUGGACAUCAUCAACGUGUCCGACCACCUCUUCUACAAGGUAACGGAGACGAAGGCCUCGAAGACGAGCAAUGCUACGAAAGUGUACUACGUGUACCCCACCUACAGCGGGAUAUGGAGAUUGUGCGACUAUCUCACAAAUGAAGAACGGGAGCUGACGUCUAAGAAGGAAACGGGUCUGACGAGCAAUAAAUGUUUUGUUUUUGUCAAAGACUACGAUGACAAUCCGGCCAUCUUCAGCAAGGAAGCCAUGCAGAUAGCAAGACUUCAGAACUCGGCAGCGUCGUGUUACCUCGUCGUACUCAUUGAUCUCAUCGCUGCAGGCGUCAUUGGCAUGAUCGGCAUUUUCCGUAAACAGGUGGCCAGUUGUAUGGUCACCGGCGUGCUCUACUGCAUGGCGGCUCUGUUUGGAGUGUUCGGUCUGUCGAUGUUUCACACGAAGAAUUAUUAUGAGAAGUAUGAAUGCUACGCCAUGGAGCUCCUCCCACAAUCCGUCUGUCCAGCGCGUGAAGUCACUAUUGAAUGGGCAAUUCCAUUGGCAUGGGUAGGGGUGAUCUUUUGUGCCCUUGCAUCGGUGCUGUGGUGGAUCGUGGCGCGCGCACUGCGCGUGAUCCUGGCGAAGACAAUGCUAUGACGGUGGGAAAUAAUGUUUUUGUAACACACGCUGUAGAUGCAGUCAGUGUCAGUGUAAGUCAGCUUUUGUUCGUGACUUAUGCUAGCGUGUCGUUAAAAAUACAUUAUAGUCAUUAAAGAGACAUUCCUGAGUUUGCGGCAAUUUUUAAGAUGUUAUCAAUUAACAGACUUUUCGACGACUAUAAUUACGUACGAAAUUACAAAUAUUACAAAUUUUUACAAAUAUUAAGACGACCAGAAACACAUUGAAUAUACAGACAUUGAUAUUCUAAACAAGAAAAUAUAUUUAAUAUGAAAGUGUAAUCGUAGAAAUAUUUUAUUAGUCGGAAACAUCUUACAAUGGAGCAAACUCAGGAAUGCCCCUUUAAGUUUUAAACAUCAAACGAUCCAGCAUACAUUUCUAGUCACUGCGGAUAGCCUAACGCACUUUGUGAUCGACUAUAUAUAUUAUUGCAAUUACGAUGAAUUUAUGGUAAUGACAUUUUGGCGUGUUUUGGAACAGGUAUGUGUGUUUGAUAUGUUAUUGAUAUUGUUAAAAUAAGUCAAGGUAUAGUUGGAAAUAUUUUUUUUUACGAAGAAAACCCCCUUAUGUUGGUAGCCCAGUGGUAAAGUGCUCGCUUGGUGCGCGGUCGGUUUGG
This is a messenger RNA of Gigantopelta aegis, 2411 nucleotides long. RefSeq lists its product as uncharacterized. The record is from RefSeq and is a predicted model, not a curated record. Bases 986 to 1774 code for a protein of 262 amino acids. Gene Ontology annotation, cellular component: membrane. Lineage: Eukaryota; Metazoa; Mollusca; Gastropoda; Neomphalida; Peltospiridae. The transcript has 4 exons.